ACUGGGAGCCUCCGGACGACGCCCGCAGGUCCCGAAUUCCACGCCGCGCGCCAUCCAGUCAGCGGCCUCGAGUCUUGCGGAUUCUAUAUUGCUCAACGCACCCGAGCUGGCACAUCCAGGUCUCCGAUCUGGCCACGCCGCUUCCGGCCAUUACAAACGUCGCCGGUUCCCCUAUACAUAAUAUCUUCACUGGAUCCCAGGACCUAAGUUGAGUCUGACCAUCUGCCGCGCCGCGGCUGUGGCCCUCACACAUUGCCCAACCGCCCAGCCCUCCCCCGCAGAAGGCUGCCGGGCCGGAGAAAGCCUAACCGGGUCUUACCCGCUUGGUUCCACCGCCUUAGGGCUCGCAGGAUGGAAAUGGAGGGCACAGGCAUGCAGGCUCUUGAUGAUACUGCACAACGGUACUCGUUCCUGUUCCCAAUCGGGUAUUCCUAUUAUGCCAUCGCAACAUCCCUGACGCCUGCCCUCUAUCAAAAGCUCGUGGAUCGAUGUUGGAGGCGCUCCGGAACUCUGCUGUACCGGCCGAAUCAGAAACACUCUUGCUGCCCACACUACACUCUGCGGCUGGACUCGGCCCAGUUCAAGCCCACAAAAGAUCAGCGGCAGGCCGUCAACCGAUUCAACCGCCACAUCCUCGGAGACAGCUAUGCCAGGGAGGCGGCCCGGCUGCACCCUCGGUCCCGCGCCGAGGCGAGGAGGCGCCACAACGUCUUUGACCUAGUCGAGAGGAUCCACGAGCCGGAGGCCGAGGUCCUCAAGUCCCCGCCGUCCCCAGACCACGUCUUCACCGUCACGCUCGAACCGGAUACGUUCACCGAGGAGAAAUACGCCGUUUUUGAAAACUAUCAGCGCAUCGUCCACCGCGAGCCGCCAAGCAAGAUCUCACGCAAUGGAUUCAGGCGCUUCCUGUGCAACUCACCGUUGCGACGAGGGAGCAUAGCCGGCCCGGACGGUAAGCAGCGCCCGCUGGGCUCCUUCCACCAGUGCUACCGCAUCGACGGGGAACUGGUGGCCGUGGGCGUGCUCGACUUGCUGCCAAACUGUGUCAGCGCCGUUUACUUUCUCUACCACGAAUCGAUCCACUGGCUCAACCCCGGCAAACUGGGCGCGCUCAGGGAGAUUGCCCUGGCCCGCGAGGCGGGCUAUCGCUGGUGGUACCCUGGGUAUUACGUGCAUAACUGCGCCAAGAUGCGCUACAAGAUCGAGUACAAGCCGCAGUACGUCCUCGAUCCGGAGGACUUGAGGUGGUACCUGCUGGACAAGGAGGCGCUGGCGCUCUUUGACAAGGGGCACUAUGUAUGUUUUUCAUCGUCGAGAAAGAGGCCUGAGGCAGGAGGCGGCCAUGGCAAUGGGCAGAGCAUGGAGGGCGUCGUCAACAGCAGUCCCUCGGCCUCUCACCCACCCGAAGCAGCCGUCCCCGCCACCCAAGAAGGUCUCUCUAUUAAACCCGCAGAAACCGCGUCUGAAGAGGAUGCCGAUACCAACACGCCCCAGCCCACUGAACACGGCUCCGGCUCCGACUCCGACGACGAAGAAGAUGAUGAGGAGGAGGAGGAGGAAGACAACGCGUUCCUCCUGACGAGCAGCAUGCCGGGCAUCCCGUCGCUCGAGCAGAUGCGCCACGUCGACAUGGACCGCUUGGUCCUGCGGUCCGAUUUCUCGGACAACCUGAUUGUGGCCUCGCACCUGGUCAUCUGGGAGACGGAGGACAUCGCGCAGUUUGGCUCGCUCAAGUCGCGCAUCGCCGAGCUCGUGGCGGCCGUCGGGCCGGACCUGGUCGGCGAGGUGUGUAUUGAUUUUCGGAAGAGGGGAGUUUCCGGCUGAAAACGCGGAUUACCUUACCUUACCUUGCUGUGGGCUUCUUUUUUGCGCUUUGCUCGGUCUUGGUUUGAUGAGGGAUAUGGGAGGGACUGGGGUGGGCGAGUUUGGGGGUUUCAAUGGGUGUUGGGGGGUUGUUGUCUAGGUAAGGUAGCGUACGGGGGUCCAUGUCGUUACUGGUUGCGUUAUUUACUGUAU
Molecule: messenger RNA, 2016 nt
Organism: Parathielavia appendiculata
Lineage: Eukaryota; Fungi; Ascomycota; Sordariomycetes; Sordariales; Chaetomiaceae
Exons: 2
Coding region: 352-1824 (490 amino acids)
Biological process (GO): protein arginylation
Cellular component (GO): cytoplasm
Molecular function (GO): arginyl-tRNA--protein transferase activity
Source: RefSeq, a predicted model, not a curated record